AUGAACCUCUUCAUUUUCAUCCCAGUGUGGGUUUUACAGCUUGGUGUUUUUGUGGAUGAUGUAAGCGGAGUGUCAGUGUCAGUGAUGGAGGGAGAUUCAGUCACUCUAAUCACUGAUGUUAAAACAAACCAGCAAGAAAAGAUUAAAUGUUUUUUUAAUGACACUCGCAUUGCUCAAAUCAGUGACUAUCUCGAUGUUCCUGGUGCAGAGAUGAAUGAAACGCAGACCAACUUUUUCUUAGGGUGCCAGUUGCCACCCCGUGCCACGCCGGUGGAUCCGCCCUUGCUGGUAUGUGCUUGGAAAACAGCAGUAAAGGUGGUGAGCCUCUUUAUUUUCGUCCCAGUCUGGGGUUUACAGCCUGAUGUAUCUGGUGUUGAUUCAGACGGAGAGUCAGUGUCAGUGAUGGAGGGAGAUUCAGUCACUCUACACACUGAUGUUAAAACAAACCAGCAAGAAAAGAUUAAAUGGUUUUUUAGUGACACUCGCAUUGCCCAAAUUAGUGAUUAUCUCAGUAAAACCUGUACAGAUGUUCAGUGUAAUAAAGGCACUGAGAGAUUCAGAGACAGACUGAAACUGGAUCAUCAGACUGGAUCUCUGACCAUCACAAACACCAGAACCACAGACUCUGGAGUUUAUAAACUGCAAAUGAUCAGCAGCAGAAGCAUCAGUGAAAAGAUAUUUAGGAUCACUGUCCAUGAUGUUCCUGGUGCAGAGAUGAAUAAAACGCAGACCAAGUCAGUAAAGGAGGGAGAAUCUGUCACUUUAGAUUCUGGUGUAAUGAAAAACCCCAAAGAUUUGAUGACGUGGUACUUCAAUGACACUCUCAUAGCAAAAAUCAAUGGUGAUCCCAGUAGGAUCUGUACAGAUGAUCAAUGUGAAAAUGCUGAUGUGAGAUUCAGAAACAGACUGAAGCUGAAUCAUCAGACUGGAUCUCUGACCAUCAUGAACCCCAGAACCACAGACUCUGGACUUUAUCAUCUUGAGAUCAUCACCAACAGCAGCAGCAUCCGUCGGCGCCACAUUAUCAACAUUGUGAGUCAAAAGGGCUUUAGUGUUCCCAUCACUGAUCAUGUUGUGUAUUUCUUUGCUAUAGCAGGAAUAUGUGUUGGUGUUCUGCUGGUCGUUGCAGGAGAAUGGCAUAGAAAAUGUACCUAUAAAAUGAAAUGUCCCGCAUCCCUCAUUAAAUAAUCUGGUAUACUUCCCUUUUACACAGGAAGAGUUUUAUUUACAGUAUAAUUCUGUCACAACUAUGUAGCUUUCAGACAGUCAUAAAGUGCUAAUGAAAUGCUUGCAUCACAAUGAGGACUUCCAAUGUGAUUGUGCAUCAUGGCGGGACCCUGGCUGUUUUGCAUCCUCUAAAAAGUGAAGCUGACGUUUUCCUGGAUUCAACUAACACUGGUAGUUAUUCUAGCCCUGUUACGCAUGGUGGUCACUACAGUGGACAGCUAUUCAAUAAUCAUUUGCUGCAACUGCAUAUGAGCUAUUAUAGCUGACACUAUUGCAUCGCUGUAGGCCGAAACCAAAAACUUUAAACCAAAAAUAUUCCUUUUCAAUCUUGGUUGAAAAAUUGCUAGGCAGGAAUUUCUUCCCAAAAUAUGAUGACCUAAAGGAAUAAUGUUUUAUGUAUAUGCCCAUGUACUGUAUGUUCAAAUAUGUUUACAUAUGUAGCACUGUGGUCCUGUGGGGCACAACACUUGAAUGACAAUUGAACUGGAUUGAUUUGACACUUUUCACUAUGAUUUAUUUUGUACAGUUUUGAAAUGCACUAAAAUACACUGGUGAAAAUAGUGAAAUAGUACAAGUAGCAUGUAAAUAGAGGAUAUAUAUAGGAUAGUGGAGUCUGACUUGUCCUCAUUAUAAUAUUCUGAAGUUCUGUUCCACGCCAUGCUGGUUUUGUCUGGCCAGAGGAGAACUGGCUCCCCGACUGAGCCUGGUUUUCUCUAUUUCUGUCACUGAUGGAGUUUUGGUUCUUUGCCAUUGUUGCCUCUGGCUUGCUUAGUAGGGGACACUUCAUUUCUUGCUAUAUCGUCAACUUGAUUGCACAGAUACUAUCCUCUUGCAUUAUCAACACACUAUUUUCCUGUUUAAUAUUGUAAAUCUGCCUGUAUUGUAUAAAGCACUAUAUAAAUAAAGGUAACUUGACUUGCUCCUGUGAGUGACUCCUCCACCUUCGUGUGGAAAUAAAUCAUUGUAAAUUGA
Molecule: messenger RNA, 2199 nt
Organism: Onychostoma macrolepis
Lineage: Eukaryota; Metazoa; Chordata; Actinopteri; Cypriniformes; Cyprinidae
Exons: 9
Coding region: 1-1188 (395 amino acids)
Source: RefSeq, a predicted model, not a curated record